AUGGCUGCAUUCACCGAGCUUCGAGCACGAGCUUCAACGACUAGCGGUACUGUUCUUACCGCGUACAGCAGCCGUGGAUUCAGCGCCCACGCUUCGUUGCCGUUCGAACCGGCGUCUGGUGGGAAAAUUGCUUCUACCAGCGAUAAAGCGGCGGGACGGAAGAUAAAUUUCAGCGGCUGGAAGAUUAGCGGCGUCGCGGUGUCCCUGCAGUACCUCCUGUCGCUACUCGCGGUGUCGCUACUCGCUGCGGUACAUGUUGCGGGAAAUCCGCCUCUGCCGCCGGCAGCGGCGCCGCCGGCCACGCCGCGGCUCGUUCUGCUGGCGAAUAACUCGUUCGACGCGAAAUGUCUCGACGGGAGCCCCCCAGGGUAUUAUUUCCGGCCGGGCACGGGGGGCGGCAAGAGCAUGUGGCACAUUUACCUGCCGCACGGAGGGUGGUGCUUCUCCCCUGACGAAUGCCUCCGUAGGAGCAGGACUGCGAGCGGCAGCAGCACCUUCUUUCCCGCCGAUCCCACCUACGCGAACCUCUCGCCGAAUUUCAAGGGCAUUCUCAGCAGCAGCAGCGAAAUCAACCCGCACUUCCACGACUGGAACCUCGUUCGUCUCAUCUACUGCGACGGUGGCGGAUACUCGGGCACAGCGGGGAGGGUGGAGGCUGGCAACGGCACGGCAAUCUACCUGGAUGGGUGGAAGAUCGUUCAAGCUGUCAUUCAAGGUACGUUGCUACUCAUGAGCUUGAGUAGUUGGGUGGACAGCGGUGGCGGCAGCUACGCGGGCACGGCAAUCUACCUGGAUGGGUGGAAGAUCGUUCAAGCUGUCAUUCAAGAUUUGAAAUCGAAUCGCGCAAUCAGAUCCGCAGAUCAGAUUCUCCUGGUUGGAAGCUCGGCGGGCGGCCAAGCGGCCGUGGCUCUCUGCGAUCGCAUCGCCGGCGCUUUCCCCUGGGCGGCAACCAAAUGCAUUUCUGACUCGGGCUUCUUUGUUGACUCCAAGGACCGAGAGGGCGGGAACACGUGGCGUGCCAAGGCACAGAGUCUGGUGGAUCUGCACAAGCCCAGCUGGCCUGCUUGCAUGCAUGGUGAGAUGAGGUGCAUGCAUACUGGUUACAGGGUUACCACGUGGCAUGCCAAGGCACAGAGUCUGGUGGAUCUGCACAAGCCCAGCUGGCCUGCUUGCAUGCAUGGUGAGAUGAGAUACAUAGAGGUGAGAGAUGCAUGCUGA
Messenger RNA from Closterium sp. Yama58-4, 1218 nucleotides. The record is from the annotation of a GenBank genome assembly. NCBI's taxonomy places the organism in Eukaryota, Viridiplantae, Streptophyta, Zygnematophyceae, Desmidiales, Closteriaceae.